AUGGUAUCAGAAGAAUUAACAACACUUGAACAACUUCAAACAAAUCUUCUUGAAUCUUAUCAAGAAGAAUUUCCUAAUGAUGAACCAACUAUAUGUGCAUUUGCACCUGGUCGAGUUAAUCUAAUUGGUGAACAUGUAGAUUAUGUUGAUGGAUUUGUUUUUCCUAUGGCUAUACCACUUGGUACAAUGAUUAUUGGAAAAGCAUUAGAUGAUUCGAUAACUAAUACAUGUUAUAUUCGAACAUUAUCAAAGGAUGUUGGUGAACCAAAAUCAAUUGAAAUUGAUUUAACAAAAGAAAUCUCACCAUUAAAAUCACCAAAAUGGGCUAAUUAUGUUGUUGGUGUACUUGCUCUUUUCUUGGAACGUAUGAAACCAACUAAAAAACAACCAUUUCGUAUAUUAAUUGCAACAACAGUACCUAUCGGUGGUGGUCUUAGUUCAUCAGCAUCAAUUGAAGUAGCAAUGUGCACAUUUCUUGAAUUACUUUAUAAAAAAUCUUUAACAAAUGGUCAACAAUUAUCGAAAGUUGACAAAGCUUUAUUAUGCUGUAAAGCUGAACAAGUAUAUGCAAAUGUACCAUGUGGUAUUAUGGAUCAAUAUACAGCAUGUAUGGCUGAAGCUAAUCAUGCUUUAUUAAUUGAUUGUCGAGAUAAUACAUCGAAAUCGAUUCCAAUGACAAAUAAGGAAGUAUGCGUUUUAGUAACAAAUUCAAAUGUAAAACAUGAAUUAGUUGCUGGAACAUAUGCUGAACGUGUUCGACAUUGUCAAGAAGCAGCUGAUAUUUUAGGUCAUAAGAAAUUACGUGAAGUAACAUCAAUUAAAGAACUUGAAAAUGUCCGUGAUAAAAUGUCACCAGUAAUUUAUAAGCGUGCACAUCAUGCUAUAACAGAGAUUAAACGAACGGAAGCUGGUGCGAAAGCAUUAAGUAAUAAUGAUUAUACUGAAUUUGGUCGUCUUAUGUAUGAAAGCCAUGAAUCUCUUCGUGAUGAUUUUGAAGUAUCAUGUGAAGAAUUAGAUCAACUUGUUUCAUUAGCACGUUCUGUUGAUGGUGUAUACGGUUCGCGAAUGACCGGUGGUGGAUUUGGUGGUUGUACAGUCACCUUAGUAGCGAAAUCCUCGGUUGAUAAAUGUAUUGAAACAAUUAAAAAAGGUUAUAAGGCUACAGCAAGUUUCUAUCAAUUUGUACCAAGUGAUGGAGCACGUGCAAUAGAUUUGAAAAAACAUCAAUAA
Adineta steineri is the source of this 1230-nucleotide messenger RNA. NCBI's taxonomy places the organism in Eukaryota, Metazoa, Rotifera, Eurotatoria, Adinetida, Adinetidae. The record is from the annotation of a GenBank genome assembly.